AGGUGACAGAGCUCUCAGGUAACGGACGGCACUUCCUCCCAUCUCCGUAUUGUACACUCUGUUCUAUUUGGAGAACGGAUUUUAAACUGGAAUUACUAGACAUACGGAGAUCAGUUUUCAGAGGCCAGUGAGCAGAGGCAAAUAGGGCUUUAAAAAUGAUUCACAUGUGAGCAGAGUAAGCACCUCAGAAGCAUCUUGAGACAUUCUUUGUCCUGACCCAUUUCCUGGCAUCAGCCCAAAAGACACACAAUGAUGAAUUCCAUGGAAGCCAUUUGUGAAGAGGAGGGGAAACAUUCAGCACACAACCAGCACUCACGUAUAUGGCAGCUACACACAGACACUCUUUAAUUAUGUAUUUUUCAGUCAAAACAUUAUAUAGUAUGUGGAACAUUAAUUAUGGCAUAAUACAAUUAUCCCCCUAAAGUGCAAGUAAAACUACUACCUAUCUGAGAAGUACUGAUGCAGUGAUGUUAACUGGAUUGGCACUCACAGGAGCAUUCCUACUGCAUCUGUGAGGCCUCCUCCCCACAUUCUAUGGAGGCGGAGGAAAGCUGGUCGGCUGAUGGGAAGCGGCCUGGUGGGAAACAGCAGCCAUUGUCGGAGUCCUUGUUAGGGGCACAGCUUCCUCAAUUACAGCAACAAGUUACCUCGCAAUCUAUCCAUGGAUCUCAUGGCUGCCUUCAACACAGGCAGCCAAAACGCUUCGAAAUGCUCCAAAGACAGAAGCAGCAGUCACAGGCAAGUGUGUCAUCUUGGCAGCUUUCAGGCAUGCCUGGUCCUUCAAGACGCAGCUGUUCUGGCCCGAUCGAUCAAUCUCCCCAAAUUCAUAAUGUUCAGCAAACUCAAUCUCUGCCUAAUAUGGAAGAACAGGAAGUCACCCCUUGUAGGAAAGAACGCAAACCCCAAAAACCGGGAAAAUAUGUGUGCACAUACUGUGGCCGUCCUUGUGCGAAGCCCAGUGUUCUUCAAAAACACAUCCGAUCUCACACAGGAGAGAGACCCUAUCCUUGUGUCCCAUGUGGCUUCUCCUUCAAGACCAAAAGCAACCUGUACAAACACCGCAAAUCCCAUGCACAUCGGAUAAAAGCAGGCAUGGCCUCAAGUCAUGAAAAACCCAGUUUAAGCUGGCCUGAGAGUGGAGCCUUGGUAGAGGAGCAACAAGAGUGUACAGAAGGAGAGAGUACAGGUUCUGAGGAUGAGACUGGGCAACACAUACCAUCUACAUCACAGGACAGGCCAACUCUGAAGAAAUGUUGUAAGGUGGAAUUGUCAUUUGCAGAGGAGGUUCCCCAAACUGAGGAUUCACAUGCAGUCAAGCAAAGGUUAGCAAUGAGGCUAAGUGAGAGAAAGCGAGCUCCUAGGACAUCUUCAGAUGAAACCCGAUCCUCAUUGGGUCCCGGCAGUAAGGGCAGCACAGAAUCUGGCUAUUUUUCCCGUUCUGGAAGUGCAGAGCUCUCGCAAGUGAGCCCACCAAAUCCCAGUGCUAAAACCUAUGCUGAGAUAAUUCUUGGAAAGUAUGGGCGACUAGGACAACAGCAAAGGAUUCCACAUCAACAACUGCAGUCAUCAUCAGGCCAACAGGAAAAAUCACUCCCUUUCACUGUUCCUAAGACACAAGUCAUUGAGCAUAUAACCAAGCUAAUUACUAUAAAUGAAGCUGUUGUGGAUACAAGUGAAAUUGAUAGUGUCAAACCAAGACGUUCAUCACUCUCUAGGAGAAGUAGCAUUGAGUCUGUCAAGUUCUCCUUACCCAUAGAACCCUGUGUUUUUGAACCAAAAGGAGAUGUCCCAGGCUCUUGUGGCUCUGCAGUUCAACAUAUUACUAGUAAAUUUGCAAGUGAUUUCCCAGGCUCAUACUCUGCUGAUAAAGUUACAUUGGCUAGUCAGAGCUCCAGUGCAGUUCUGUAUAGAAGUCAAUCAGUGCCAUCCUCUGCUGACACUUCAGAUACAACUUCAUGCAGCUUUCGUCUCAGUCAAUCUUUUGAUGAGCAACAAGCCAUAGCAGCAGAAACGAGGAUUGGCCCCCACCAACGAAUGUUACGACGCCAACCCGCUAUUGAGGUGCCAACUGGAGUGGACCUCAUUACUGAAGAUGCAAGCCCUUCUUCUAGAUUGAAACAGUCAGAUCCUGGGAAGAAGCAUGAAAAGGAAAUACACCUUUAUGAGUGUGAAAUGUGUGGGACUCGCUUGAAGAGGCAGGAAGCUUAUGAAGCACACAGAGUUGCUUGUAUGAUUAAAACUCCACUGGGUCUUCAGAUUGAGGAUGGCAGUUCUUUUAUUGAAACUCAGUCACAAAUGAUGAGCUACAAGAUUAAAGACAUGGCCAUGGCUGUACGCAAGAGAAAAAAAAAAGAGGAAAGUCUUGAGGACGACCCUCCCAGUCCUGGCCCAACAGCAGUCUCCUUCAGCACUCAGAUCCCAUCAAUGCUAGGCAGUACUGACAAUCAGGGCACACCUGCCCUUUCACAAAGUGAGUCAGAAAAGAGGGGUCCCUGGAAAGAAAUUUCUGUUAUCCAACAUACCAGAUCAUUUGAAAAACAGGAAAGCAUUUCUAUGGCAAAUCAGGAAACAGAGAAACAAGAGCCAUCUCAGGAGCCAAAACCAACCUCCAUAUCUAGGUUAACCCGUCAACCCAAAAUUCAAGUUCCAGAAAUCCUGGUUACGGAGGAGCCAGAUACGGAGAUGGUGUCACCUCCAGCAAACACAUGCACCUCCAAAGAGUCAGAGAAGGUGGAGGAAUUCCAAUGGCCUCAGCGCAGCCAGAGUCUGGCCCAGCUCCCUGCAGAGAAGCUACCACCAAAGAAGAAGCGUCUCCGUUUAGCUGAGGCAACCCAGUCAUCAGGAGAAUCUAGCUUUGAGUCAAUAUCCUUGCCACACAGCCCAAGCAAAGAGAGUAAUGUUUCCCAUGCCUCUAGUCAGUCUACAUCCUUUGAGGAAUCAGGAAGGCCAGACUCUAAGAUGCAGAGUGGCACCAGGAGCUCCCAAGGGUCUCACAUGCUGACUGUUCCAUCAAGUCUCCAUCAACACCAUCAUUCUCACAGGGAGAUGCGCCGUUCCACCUCUGAACAGGCACAUGCAAGUCCUCCACAUCCUGGACAUGUAGAAGAAACAAGAAGUAAAUCUUUUGACUAUGGAUGCCUCUCUCUACAGCACACCUCUGCUACUUGGAAGGAGAGAAGGAAAUGUCUCUUGGUGAAGCAUGCAACCCUUGGUGACUCCGAUCAGGAGGAGCCAUCUUCUACACCACUUAGUAAACCUGGCAUCUCAGCUGUGUGCCGCUCCUACACUGAUCAUCCUCCAUUUACAAUUAAAGAUUAUGGAAUUGGAGGCAGGACCUCUAGGAUUAGCUCUGAGCAUAUAGGGAAGACCUUGCAGAUUUUCCAAUCCCCUCUUUCUCUCCCACCAGCACUUUUUCCCCUACAACAAGCAAGUCCUAAUUUUUGCACCCCACGUCAGCUCACUAGAUUCUUUCCAGUCACUACUGCAAUAUCUGGGAUCAUUUCAACCCAGAUGUUUCAUCAAGCCCUCAUUCACAGUGAGCCACCACAGCUGCAUCCAAGACCUCUUGAGUAUUUAGAACAAUUAGGACUACCCCUUCAGCCACUCUCCACUUUAUUUCCUUUGCAAUCAAGGGACGUUACUCAAAAUGUUUGCUUUCCCAUGCCAGGUGGUCUGACUAUUCAGGUCCCCUCAGGACCUCUUUUCAGGGAGUCUAGGUCAUCACCUUCCUUCUUUUAUAGUCCUGGUCAUUCACAACAGCAGCUAAUCCUUCCCCACAAUCCUCAUCCCAUUAUUGCUCCAUGUCUUGAACAACUUGCCCCAGUGGUUUCUCUUGUAGUGCCUGUGCGCUUACAGACUCACAUUCCUACAUAUGCUAGUGCCAUGUAUACAACCAUCUCACAGAUUUUAGCCACAACACAACAUCCAAUCUGCUGCACGUCUAUGGUAAUCAUGAGUACGUUGGAAGACAGGCUUCAAAGAUCUUACCUCAGGCUGCCCACCGCAAGUUCCAAGAGCUAUAUUUCCAUGCCGCUGCCUCUGGAGCAUGGAGCAGGAACUUCAUCUGAUGACAGCUAUGGGCAGCUUGGUGCUGGUGGAAGUAAGCGAAUACUGUCACCUGCAGGUAGUCUAGAACUCAGUUUAGACGCCCAACGGCAUCAAAAACGGGUUAAAGAGGAGAAGGAAAAAGAAAAGGAUCACAAGGAAGAUGAAGAUAAUAAAUGUGAUAAUACAUCUCAGGAGGGGGAACAGGGUAAAAAUAAGCUGACAGUGGGGAUGGAAAAAGAUGCAGGAGAAGUCAUAGAAUCUGACAUUUUAAGCAAGCAGGACAAAACACAGCACAAUACUGAGCCCUUAAAGCAGGAAGAAAGGAAAGAGGUAGGACACAGGUAUGUUCCAAGGGUAACAAGUCUAGAUAGAACCAUGGACCCCUCAUACCCCAGUUUACAUACCACUACAUCUGUCAGCUGGUGCUAUCUGAACUACACCAAGCCCAACCCAUCUACACACAGAGAUGCACAAGCUUCCGUCUAUUCCUCGUGGAGUGUUAGCAUGCAUAAUCCCAAUCUGCCUGGUUUUUCCACCAAGAUUUUACUGUCUUUAUUGCAUUCCAAGCAGAAACAUAGUGCUGAGACAUACACUAUAGCUACAGCUUCACUACCAAACACUGACAAACUGGUUCCCACAGGGAGCAAGAAGGCUAGCACCUCACAGGUACCUGCCUCCCCUCCUAACACACCUGUCGAAGUAAAGGAGGAUCCACCAACUGAAAGAGAGGAAAAAGAUAAUACUGCUGACGAUGAGCCCGCUACCUCAGCAGCAAGUGAGGUGACACGUGCUUGCAUUUUUGAGGGCGGGUAUAAGUCAAAUGAGGAGUACGUGUAUGUGCGGGGUAGGGGAAGAGGGAAAUACGUGUGUGGGGAGUGUGGGAUUCGCUGCAAGAAGCCGAGUAUGCUAAAAAAGCACAUUCGCACACAUACAGAUGUCCGUCCCUACGUCUGUAAGCACUGCAAAUUUGCCUUCAAAACCAAAGGGAACCUUACCAAACACACGAAGUCCAAGGCCCACGGUAAGAAAUGCCUGGAGAUGGGUGUAUCCAAGCCAACUGUGGAUGAGCUGGAGACUGAGGAAGCAGGAGGCAGUGAGGAGCGAGUAUGUGAAUCAGAAGACCAGGAGGAGCACCGGUUCUCUGAUCCUGAAGACUCUGAAGAUGAUGAUGAGGACGAAGAUGAAGAAGAUGACUUCUCCCAUGAUGAACCAUCCUCAGCCUGUUCCACUGACACUAGGCAAUCCACACGUGACUUAUCUGAAAUUGGGCAUGGCUUACAGAUGGACUCAUGUGAUCAAAGAGCAGAAGAGGAAUACCCCUCACCUCGCAGAUUUUGGCCUGUACAAGCUGCAUCUCCAAGAAGCAAGAGAGCUUCAUUCUCUCACAAGGGCUGGGAUGUUUCACCUAGGGCCUUUUCUCCAAGCAGUGAGGGCUCACCUCUUAGAAGUUUGUCUCCCAGGCUUGACUUGUCCUCACCUAGUCAUCUCUCUCCCUCUCCAGAGAGGGGCCCAUCUCCCAUCAGGGCCCUCUCCCCACUCAGGCCCCUUUCACCCCUGAGGCCUUUUUCUCCUACCCGGCAUAGGAGCACCAGAGCUCUCUCUUCUUCUACAUCCCUUAAGCCCCAUCGACAGCACAGCUCUCCUGCAGGGCUUCAUUGGGAGCCUAGCAUUCCAUCGACAGAGGGUCAACAGGACAAGCCUGGUACUCAACAAACUCAAAUGCCCCCGGAUCCUUGCCUGGUUUCUCCAACGUUAUGCUUCUCCCCCAGUGAACCUUUCUCACCCACACCUGUUACACCACGGACAGUGGACCGUAUGUUUAGCCACCUUCCUUUACAUUCCCAGGACCAAGCCCGCAUGCCAUAUCACAUGAUUCCUAUAGGAGGCAUACAAAUGGUGCAGCUCAGACCCAGAUCUCGGCCCAAACUGUCAUCCUCUACCCCCUCUCACAAAGACGACUCCCAAUUCUCCCUAGCCAGGAGGGAUUUCCCAUGGAUAUCCCUCCCUGAGACAAGUCCACAAAGAUCCCUGGUGUACAGCAAGACACAAAGCCAAGAUGGAGCGACCCAUUCUGACCUGUCUUGUUCUAGUACAAGCUCAAAAUUAGCCAAACCACCCGCUCUACAAUAUGGAGGCUCUAGAUCCGCCAUUCAGAGUCACACCUUCGUUCCUGAAACAUUUAGAAAAUGUGCAGCAGAAAGCGACGGAGCUAAGAGGAUCUCUAUAGUUUCACAGGGAGAAAGAGAAAGAUCCUCACAUGAAACUAGACAGCUGCAUGAGACCGAAAAGCCUGCAGUGGCAUCACUCAGGGGACGUGGCUCUUCUUCAGAAGAAAGUUUAGGACAGCAAUCUGGCAGUGCUGCUCAGAGCCAAGAAGGGGGUCCAGACAGCACUUAAAAGCCUCUUGUGCACAAUGGUGCAAUGCUUUCUACUGUUAAUAAUACUAUUCAUUUCUUUUGUUUUGUAAUGCGGUUAUUUUUUUAUAUUCAAAUUUUCAAUACUAUUGGUAACUUGUUAAAUGUUUGUUCUGCAAUAUUCAAGAUUGUAAUAUGAUGCACUUUUUUCUUGAAAAGAAAAAUAUUUAUGUAAAUCAGUUAUAUCUGUCCCUCCUGUAUCUUUAUUGACAUUACAAUCUUAAUAUAUCUAUUUGAAUAUGCAUAUAUACAAAAAUACUUAAACGUUAAGUAUGGGUAUGAAUGUAUUUCUAAAUGACCAAGGUGAAGACUUAAAUCAUGAGUAAUUCCAAUAUUUUGUCUCUUGUCCAGUAUUGCACAAAUUAUAUUGAUGUGUGCCUUUUUCUGUCCAGAUUUACUGCUUGAAGUGUCAACAAAGAUGAAAGGCUGUGAAUAAUUUUUAUGAAUACAUUUUUUGUUUUUCAAAUGAGCUGGUGUUUGCAGAAUUGUGAGGUGUUUCGCAUUCAGAUUUUUUCCGUACAUAAACGAGAAGGAAGCGCUGGUGUUGAAAAAGACGUGAGAAGAAGGCUUGGCAUGGAGCCUUGCAGGGAAAUUGCACUGAAGUCAUAUUUUUUAUAAUAAAAGUUAAAUGAUUAGGUACAUUGUCUCUGUACAGAUAGAAAGUCUAUGGUCCAUAUUUAUUGUCAUGUGAAAAUGAAAAUGCCUGUUUAGUUUACUUUUGUUUUCAAGGGAUUUCUAUUGUCAUUUUUUUUUUUUUAUUCUUUAACUUUUUGUUAAAAGUUACUUUUUAGUUAUGAUCUCAAGAAUUGAAAUAAAGAUACUAGACUGGCUCUCAGUAAAGUCGGUCGAGAAAUGUAUUAUUUCUGAACCAAUAAAAGUACACCACAAAUUACUAA
This is a messenger RNA of Xyrauchen texanus (razorback sucker), 7357 nucleotides long. RefSeq names its product transcription factor HIVEP3-like. Gene Ontology annotation, cellular component: nucleus. The record is from RefSeq and is a predicted model, not a curated record. Lineage: Eukaryota; Metazoa; Chordata; Actinopteri; Cypriniformes; Catostomidae. Gene Ontology annotation, biological process: regulation of transcription by RNA polymerase II. Gene Ontology annotation, molecular function: RNA polymerase II cis-regulatory region sequence-specific DNA binding; DNA-binding transcription factor activity, RNA polymerase II-specific.